AUUGAGCGGAGCAGCAGUGACUGGAGUAAUCGGAGCUGAGUCUUUCUCGGUGUCGUUGCGCAGGAAGUUGCGGAGUCCCUGCAGGGUGGACACGGACGCCUUGGUGCCCCUUCCCCCGGCUCCUCCAAACACACUGGCGCUGCUGUUACGAGACAUGCUUUCUGCUGGAUGACAGUGAACUGAGAGACUCAGAGGCUGGAUGGAAAUGAUGGAGGUGAGUUUUAUAGCAGCUGUCUGCCACCAUAUCCGCCCACAUCAAGGACUUGGGCUCCUGGAUCCAAUCCUCUCUCUUGACAAACAGGUUCUGGGCUGAAAUUCAAGUAUUUCAAGUUGAGUUCUUCAGAAAUUCUGUACUUGUUCUGUUAUGAUUGGACACCUGCAAAGCAUCCGGGUAGGUCCACAGGUCCGUUGGUCUUUAUAAGGGAUCUCUGAGGUGGGAUCUCCACUCACCUGCUCCUUCAGGCUCCAGCAACCAUGUCUAGAAACUACAGCAGCCAGUCCUACAGCCCCAACAGCGGGGGGCCCAUCAAGAGCAAACCCAGCGAGAAGAUCGACUCCUCGGGCAAAAAUAAUGAGAAAAACGAGAUGGUUGGACUGAAUGACAAGUUCGUCAAGUUGAUUGAAAGGGUGAAGAACCUGGAGGAUGAGAACAGAAAACUUAAUAAAAAGCUGGAGAUCCUCAAAGGGCAGGAUGACUACGAUGGUAACUUGGAUGCUCUUGUAAGGAAGGAAGAGAAUGACCUGCAGCAGAAGAUCGAAAAUUUGAAAAACGACCAGGAAAAUUUAAAAGAAGAGCUUCAGGACAUUUCGCAAAAGGUGGACGACGCCAAGGAAAGUUAUGAGAAUGAAUUGGCAAAGAGAGCUGAGGCAGAGAAUGACUUUAUUAUAUAUAAGAAGGAGGUGGACCAAAGCCAUCUGGACCUGGUAGAAGAUGUUCUGGAGCUGGAGGAUCAGACAAGAAAGCUAGAGUUCCUCAGGAAUGGAUUUGAUGAGGAGAUCAAGGAGCUGGAGUCCAUGAUAAAGAAUGAGGUGGUAACCCUUCCAAGCUCCGAAAAACGGUCCUUGGACAUGGACCAGUACAUUAAGUCUGUUGAGGCUCAGUAUGCCCGUCAUGCCGCUACUGCCAGGCAGGAGGCAGAGUACUGGCACCAAAAAAAAAUGGAUGACUUGGCACAAAGGGCAGGAGAGAAGGAGCAGGAAGUGCGUGACAUAAAGAGAGAUAUCGCUGACAUUUUGCGUAAAAUCCAGAAGGCUAAGUCUGACCUUGAAGCUUUGAAAAGAAAGGAAGAUUCCUUGAGCAAGGAAAUAGAUGACAGCAGAAAAAGUGGUGAUGAAAACAUUGAGACUUCCAAGAGGAACAUCAAGGAACUAGAAGAUGCCUUGAAGAAUACUAAGCAGGAUCUGGCCAGGAAGAUCCAUGAAUACCAGGAGCUGCUGAACAUCAAACUGGCCCUCGACAUUGAGAUCGCCACCUAUCGCGAGCUUCUGAGGGGCGAAGAAGACAGAAUGAAUAAACUUCACUCAGAUAACUAAAAACAAACAACCAAUCCAAGUCCUUAAUUGCACGCAGACGUUCACCAGCCAGAGAGGAAACACCUGCAAGAG
Cyprinodon tularosa is the source of this 1605-nucleotide messenger RNA. Its product is annotated as intermediate filament protein ON3-like. The record is from RefSeq and is a predicted model, not a curated record. Bases 475 to 1533 code for a protein of 352 amino acids. NCBI's taxonomy places the organism in Eukaryota, Metazoa, Chordata, Actinopteri, Cyprinodontiformes, Cyprinodontidae. The transcript has 9 exons.